AUUUGAAAUCGAUUUGAAAUGUAAAUAAAAACAAUUCUCCGCAAUUUUCCGCAAAAAUUAAACAUUUUUUGAUAAUUUUUCAUCAAAUAACGACAAAAAAUUAUCAAUUUCUGAAAAAAUGGAUACAAUUCCCGGCUUGGAUAACGAAUUCCCUCAAAGUCAACCAACAGAAACAAUUCAACCGGCAUCUGAAACUGCUUCUACCGACGAUGCUGAGACCUCAAAUCAAUCAAAUCCUGAACAUUCGCCCGAAUAUUUGCAGCGAAAACUUUAUUUCUUGCUCGAGCAUCUGAAAAAAUACCACGAAGAGCUUCCGGAAGAGUUUCAAGUGCGAAUUCCGCAUGAAAUUUUGUCGGAUUUGGCAAAUUGUUUACUCAACGACAUCAUUUUCGAGAUCGUAAAGGGCUUGAUGGACAUUCAGCAUGUCACGGAGAAUCACAUGAGCAAGAUGCGGGAACAAGUAACGACGCAACAUAAGAUUGAAAUUCAAGACUGGGUAGCAAAAAUUCAAGACACGGAAGAGCUGGAACACAUUUUGGCACUUAUGAAGAUAAAACAUAACAGAGAACUUAAGGAAAUGGACAAAAAAUUCGUUCUGCAUUUGGAUCAAAAGGUCGAAGAUCAACAAUCAACGUUAAAUCAAGCAGGUGUACCUGGAUUUUACGUCACUUCUGAUCCGAAAGAAAUUAAAAUUCAAAUGUACAUUCUUGACUUUAUCCUUCGUUUGAGUCGUUUAAAAUAUGAUCCGUCAAAAUGACACCCAAAUAUUUCUUCGGAAGAAGAAUAUUUUUGAUAUUAAAUUAAUUUUAAAAAUUAAAAAAAAAAUAGAAAAUAAAAAUUAA
Molecule: messenger RNA, 842 nt
Organism: Culicoides brevitarsis
Lineage: Eukaryota; Metazoa; Arthropoda; Insecta; Diptera; Ceratopogonidae
Gene: gdl
Product: gonadal protein gdl
Exons: 3
Coding region: 119-757 (212 amino acids)
Source: RefSeq, a predicted model, not a curated record